Molecule: messenger RNA, 5461 nt
Organism: Platichthys flesus (European flounder)
Lineage: Eukaryota; Metazoa; Chordata; Actinopteri; Pleuronectiformes; Pleuronectidae
Gene: sgsm1a
Product: small G protein signaling modulator 1a
Exons: 25
Coding region: 34-3951 (1305 amino acids)
Biological process (GO): activation of GTPase activity
Molecular function (GO): GTPase activator activity
Source: RefSeq, a predicted model, not a curated record
AGGGGACCUGCUCACAGGCUGGAGACAGGAUCCAUGGCAACAAUCAUGGCAGAGGCAGAGACUCGUCAGAAGCUGCUGCGCACCGUCAAGAAGGAGGUGAAGCAGAUUAUGGAAGAAGCCGUGACCAGGAAAUUUGUCCACGAAGACAGCAGCCAUAUUGUGUCUUUUUGUGCUGCGGUGGAGGCGUGUGUUCUGCAUGGGCUGAGGCGACGAGUAGCUGGUUUUCUGCGCAGCAACAAGAUAGCGGCCCUCUUCAUGAAGGUGGGGAAAAGCUUUGCUCCUGCCGAGGAGCUGUGUAGGAAGGCCCAGGAGCUCGAGCAGAUCAUCGAGACAAAACGAAGUCAAAGCUUGCAGAGUCAGGACAGCUUUCGUAAGAUGCCCCGGCUGCCCGGCCUCGGCCCACAGGGAGCCAAGAACCUGUGGAUCCGGGCGGCUCUUUUUGAAAAGGUGCUGGACAAGAUCGUUCUCUACUUGGUGGAGAACAGCAGUAAAUACUACGAGAAAGAGGCUGUUCUCAUGGACAAUGUAGAUGGACCUAUCCUUGCCUCUUUGUUAGUCGGACCUUGUGCUUUGGAGUACACCAAGAUGAAGACAGCUGACCACUUCUGGACCGACCCGUCCGCUGACGAGCUGGUGCAGAGACAUCGCAUCCACGGUGGCAACUGCAGGCAGGACUCUCCCACCAAGAGGCCUGCGCUGUGUUUCCAGAAGCGGCACUCCAGCAGCAGCAUGGAUGAACGCCCUUCCCCCUCACCGUCAGCUCGUGAAUAUGUGGAGUCACUGCAUCAGAACAACAGGGCGACGUUACUGUUCGGCAAAAACAACGUGCUCGUGCAACCGAGGGACGACAUGGAGGCUGUCCCCGGUUACCUCUCCCUGCACCAGACUGCUGACAUCAUGACCCUGAAGUGGACUCCCAACCAGCUCAUGAACGGCUCUGUUGGAGACUUGGACUACGAGCGCAGUGUGUUUUGGGACUAUGCCAUGACGAUUCCUCUCGAGGAGAUAGUAUACUUGCACUGUCAUCAACAAGUGGACAGUGGGGGGACGGUGGUGCUGGUCAGUCAGGAUGGAAUCCAGAGACCUCCUCUGCGCUUCCCCAGGGGAGGACACCUGCUCCAGUUCCUCUCCUGCCUGGAGAACGGCCUCCUUCCCCACGGCCAGCUGGACCCACCGCUCUGGUCCCAGAGGGGAAAGGGGAAGGUGUUUCCGAAGCUGCGAAAUAGAGUUCCUCAGGGAUCCUCAGAGUCGGUCUCGGAUAAGGAGGAGGACGAGGCCACAGACUAUGUCUUCCGCAUCCUCUUUCCAAACAGCCAGUCAGAGUUUGUGACUCCUCCGGACUUGAUGGAUCAGGGAGCUACAAUGUGGCAUCCCACUCUCAGGAAGGCCUCGUGCUCCUCUUGUUCUCAGGGGAGCUUCUCCGAGGGAGGGACGCCCAAGGGCUGCAACCAUGAGAGGGCUCCUCUGAAGCUGCUGUGCGACAGCAUGAAGUAUCAGAUCAUCUCUCGGGCAUUUUACGGCUGGUUGGCAUACUGCCGUCACCUGUCCACUGUGCGCACGCAUCUCUCUGCCCUCGUCAAUCACACCAUCGUGGCGCCCGACACGCCGUGCGAUGCCUACAAAGGGCUCACUGCAGAAGUGUGGCAGACGUUCCUUCAGGACUGCACAGCCUACAAGGAGCAGGAGCUUCUGCGUCUGGUCUACUUUGGUGGUGUGGAGCCCUCGCUGCGUAAAGAGGUGUGGCCUUUCCUGCUGGGUCACUACCAGUUUGGGAUGUCAGAAGCUGAGAGGAAGGAGGUGGACAAACAGGUCCGGGUGUGUUACCAACAGACCAUGCGUGAGUGGCUCGGCUGCGAGGAGAUCGUCCGCCAGCGGGAGAAGGAGCUGCACGCCGCAGCUUUGGCCAAGUGCUCCUCUGUAACGAGCGACAGUUCCAGUCAGAAGAUGAUCCAUCACGACUCCACUCAGAGCAAUGAGUCCCAGUCCUCCCAGAGCUCAGACAGACAGAGUCUGGCUCGCCUGCAGAGCGACUCAAGCAACAGCACACAGUUCUUCACACCCUUCCAUCUCUUCCCCUGGAGUAGUCUGCUUCCCUUUGGCUUGUUCUUUCAGGUGUUUGAGUCCGUAGAGGAGGUGGACCAGAUUGAGACGGAGCCCAAGACCGAAGAGGCCAAGCAGGUGCCAAAGAUGCCCAACGGAGCUCUGCAGAACGGGACCUGCUCUCCCGACUCUGGACACCCGUCCUCCCGCAACUUCUCAGUCACCUCUGGCCUGUCCGACACGUCGCUCAGCACAGACGACACCGCCGCAUCUGACGCAGCCCCGAGAUCUGCUGCUGUCCCCCUGGCACCACAGAGCUCUGUCAAACCUGCAGGGGUAGAGGGUGAAGAUCUGACCGAGGAAACACUCAGCCAGGAGAGAACCGAAGUGAAGGACGAAGAGGAGACGCUCGCUGUGACCAUAACGGCAGAAAAUACCAAGAUUGAGGUGAAUGAUAACGACGUGAUUCAGCCACCGGAAGAGGAGCUGGUGAUGACCGACAAAGAGACGUGUUUGCAAACUAAAAGCCAGGAACGUGUUGAAGAGCCAGAAUCUACUAAAACAGAGGGAACCAAGUCUGAAGAUACAGAGAUUCAAGAAAUUCAAUCUUUAGAUUCAGGAGAAAUAGGAAGAGAUGUGUCUGAUCAGGAUACUGUGACGGUAUCAGCAGCUGCUACAGAAUCCAAAGAAGAACUCGUGGAACAUAGUCUCAAGAAAGACGUAGACGUCAGAACCGAGGAAACGACAAAGCUCGAUCAAAGGAUUGUGGAAAAGAUGAAGGAAAUGGACGAAUCAAACACAAGUGAACCGCAAGAAUUGAGUUUGACUGAGGGGACAGAAAAAAUGGUCCAACAUCUUGUGGCCGCUGACAUUGAGACCAACCUCCUAUUCUCAACAGACACCAGGUUCGCGAGAACGAGAGAAACUUACUGCGCCCCUCAGAAAGAGGAGCCUCAGGUCAUGGCUGAAUCUGACGAGUCUCCCUCAGCCAUAGAGAUGGAGGAGAUCCCCAAAGCCAAAGUUUCCAUGGUGCCUUGGAGCAGGAAGGGAGAGUCCUUUGAGGACUCGGCCCCUCACGCGGAGGAGGAGCAAGGAAAGAACACUCCGGAGGGCCCAGAGUCCAUCCUGUCCGAGGAGCCACAGAUGGAGAGUCUGGACCCUCACUUUGAUUCUCUGCCCGGGUCUGGAGCCACCAAGAGCAAAGCGACCGCUCAAGGAUCUGCUGGGAGUACCUUCUCUCAAGAGCUGCUGGAUUUGUACACGUUAAAUCUGCACCGCAUUGAAAAGGACGUCCAGCGCUGCGACAGGAACUACUGGUACUUCACUCCAGCCAACCUGGAGAAACUGCGCAACAUCAUGUGCAGCUAUAUCUGGAGGCACCUUGACAUCGGUUACGUUCAGGGCAUGUGUGAUCUGCUGGCUCCGCUCCUAGUCAUCCUGGACGAUGAGGCCAUGGCCUUCAGCUGCUUCACUGAGCUCAUGAAGAGGAUGAAUCAAAACUUUCCCCACGGAGGGGCAAUGGACACUCACUUUGCCAACAUGCGCUCUCUGAUCCAGAUCCUGGAUUCCGAGCUGUUUGAGCUAAUGCACCAAAACGGAGACUACACCCACUUCUACUUCUGCUACCGCUGGUUUCUCCUGGACUUCAAGCGAGAGCUGGUGUACGACGACGUGUUCGCGGUCUGGGAAACCAUCUGGGCGGCUAAGUAUGCCUCCUCUAGUCACUUUGUCCUCUUCAUUGCUCUGGCGCUGGUGGAGAUCUACAGGGACAUCAUCCUGGAGAACAACAUGGACUUCACUGACAUCAUCAAGUUCUUCAAUGAAAUGGCUGAACACCACAACAUAAAGCAGAUUUUGACCCUGGCCAGAGAUCUCGUGUACAAGGUGCAGAUGCUGAUCGAAAACAAGUGAUGGUGCUGUUGUUCUUCUUUUCCAUCAUUGUAAAGCGUGAGCGGCUGUAGCAGCACAGUUAAACACACACACACACACACACACACACACUCUCUCUAACACUAUACAAAGCCUUUACAAUCACAGUUUGCUGCUUUGAGCCUUACUGACUGUAUCCACUAUGUUAUUUGUGUUGUCAACAGUUGUAUGGGAAUAUUAUGCUUAAUAUUUGUCAGUAUGUAUGACAGAAAACAAAAGUAACAGAAAAACAGCUGUCAUUUCCAAAUAUUUUUGUCCGACAUCCCCCAAGUGUUGAUCUAAGUCUGAGUGCACUUAAUAUUUUGAGUAAAUACGGAGAGUUUAGUUGCACAUUUCAAACCAAAUGCAGAGCUGAAUUCAACCAGAGACUAUAUUUAUGAGAAAAGUAUGUUGUGAUAAUAAUUUAUAAUAUGUAUUAUUUUAACAAAGACUACAAGUUUACAUUUUUAGAUAUAUUCCCAACCUUUAAGAUGGAAAGAAUGUAUACCGGGUCUUCACUUUAUUAAGUAGUACACACAAGUCAAAUUAUUCUCCACUGAUAACUACCGUUAAGUUUAACACACAACAUUAGAAAUUUACCACCAUGCCAGUGAUUUAGCAUCUAACAGUGUUUUCAAUGUUCGGAAACUGCCUUGUCUACCAAAUAGUAUGUCAUAAUUUGUUACGUGUGAAUUGUAAUGUACUGAGAAAACUGUGUUAGAUUGUUGUUGUAUUAUGAGGAUUAUAUUCUGUUAAACCGUUGUUGAUUCAUAAUCUGAUUAUCUAAGUGAUUUAGGGAGGUGUGGGCAGAGGUUUAUAUAUGAGGAAACAUGCCUGAUUUCAUAGUCCUUUUGAAUUAUUUUAUCCAGUGAACCACUGUAUCUUUAUUUUGUAAAUUGUGCAGUUUACUCCCCUCGAUUUUUGUAUCGUCUUGUACUGUCUGGCGCUUAUUUGUUGAAUCCAACGUUAAUUUCAGUUUGAAUAUGACUAUGACUCUGGAAGAUCAGACGAGGCGGUGGUAAAAUGUUAUUUUAGGGUGAGAGUGACUUAACCAGAGGCGUGACAAUGAAAGGUUAGGUAGGAAAGAUUUUAAAUAUUAGACCGUUUUAAUGUUUUGGCGCAUUGGAGGACGUACAAAAUACAUGUUUUAACCCCUUAAAUUAUUACUUAUAUUGGUCUCAGUGACUGACAUUCAUGCUUGUGAUCCUUUGAAAUGUCACUCAGUUGUACUUCAAGUGUUGCUUCAUGAAUGUGGUACGGUGAAUUGCAUUUAAUUUUGUUGUUAGUUUUUUUUGUCAACACUAACUGCUGUAGAAAACGUCUUUAUUUUAAUUUGUUGUAACGUUUAUUUUCCAAAGUAUUUAUUUAUUUAUGGAUUUAUUUAUACAUGGCUUAUUUUCCUUCUUCCAAAUGCUGCCUUGUUUGUAGCUAAUAUUUUUAUUUUGUGGCCAGCUCAACAUGUGUAUUGUAAAACAAUCAAAUUCUAUACUAAGAGUUCAAUAUAUAUAUAAAU